Empidonax traillii (willow flycatcher) is the source of this 5027-nucleotide messenger RNA. It is a transcript of the gene NTNG1, whose product is annotated as netrin G1. NCBI's taxonomy places the organism in Eukaryota, Metazoa, Chordata, Aves, Passeriformes, Tyrannidae. Gene Ontology annotation, molecular function: cell-cell adhesion mediator activity. The coding region runs from base 560 to 2305 and encodes 581 amino acids. The transcript is spliced from 10 exons. The record is from RefSeq and is a predicted model, not a curated record.
CCCCGCGGCCCCUCAUGCCGCCGCCGAGGGAGCCCCAGCGCGUCCCGGCGCCGCGGCGGCUCCGCGCCGCCCCGCGGUGAGGCUCGGACAGCCCGAGCUCGCAGGGGUGCUGGUGCCAGAAGAAAAGAAUGAUUGAUGGGAAACAGACACCAGCCUGUAGACACUCAUCCUUUUGCUUCGGAUACUGAUUUAUCAGUGUGUCUGGGCAUCCCCUGCGAGCCCUGAACACGGAGGAUCACUCAGGGUUAUCGACAGUGUAGCUGAAGACCUGCAACUUCACAAAUUAUUAUCUGCUAUUGGACAUCUUUUACAAGAAGCCUGACAGAUAAGUUAUAAGACAAAGGACAAGCGCUGUGUUGCUGUGAAAGGCUGUCAUCAGGGCCUGGGUGGCUUCUACCAAAGUCUUUAACAUUGUGAAAUAGACAUCCUAUCCUAAUGCUUCAUGUUUGAGUUGGAAUCUAUUUUAUAAAUAUAUACACGUGUAUGUACGUAUAAUCUAUAGACUGCACAUAAGCCAGCACUAAGCAUCCUUGCGACAGUGACAUAAAAGGAUUUAGAAAUGUAUUUGUCAAGAUUCCUGUCACUUCACGCCCUCUGGGUUACUGUGUCCUCCAUGAUGCAGCACUACCCUUCUGUGUGGGGACACUAUGACGUGUGUAAGACUCAGAUUUACACAGAAGAAGGAAAAGUGUGGGAUUAUAUGGCCUGCCAGCCAGAAGCCAGAGACAUGAUCAAAUAUGUAAAAGUGACUCUGGAUCCCCCAGACAUAACAUGUGGAGAUCCUCCUGAGACCUUCUGUGCAAUGGGGAAUCCCUACAUGUGCAAUAAUGAAUGUGAUGCGAGUACCCAAGAACUGGCUCAUCCUCCAGAACUGAUGUUUGAUCUUGAAGGAAGACAUCCCUCCACAUUUUGGCAGUCCACAACUUGGAAGGAUUAUCCAAAGCCUCUUCAUGUUAAUAUUACGCUCUCCUGGAACAAAACCAUUGAGCUCACAGAUAACAUAGUUAUCACUUUUGAAUCUGGCCGUCCAGACCAAAUGAUCCUGGAGAAAUCACUCGACUAUGGACGAACAUGGCAGCCCUACCAAUACUAUGCCACGGACUGCUUAGAUGCUUUUCACAUGGAUCCAAAAUCAGUGAGGGAUUUAUCACAGCACACAGUCCUAGAAAUCAUUUGCACAGAGGAAUAUUCUACUGGGUACAUGACAAAUAGUAAAAUAAUCCACUUUGAAAUUAAAGAUAGAUUUGCUUUUUUUGCUGGACCUCGGCUUCAUAACAUGGCUUCUCUCUAUGGCCAGCUUGACACAACCAAGAAGUUAAGAGAUUUCUUUACCAUCACGGAUCUGAGGAUAAGACUGCUUAGACCAGCAACGGGUGAAAUAUAUGUAGAUGAGCAACACCUGGCACGCUACUUUUAUGCAAUUUCUGACAUAAGGGUAUAUGGAAGGUGUAAGUGCAACCUUCAUGCUACUGGCUGUAAAGAAGAAAACAAAAGACUACUUUGUGAAUGUGAGCAUAAUACAACUGGCCCAGACUGUGGAAAAUGCAAGAAGAAUUAUCAGGGCCGACCAUGGAGCCCUGGUUCUUAUCUGCCUAUACCUAAGGGCACUGCUAAUAUCUGUAUACCCAGUAUUUCCAGUAUCGGUAAUCCUCCAAAGUUUGAUAGGAUAUGGCCGAAUAUUUCUUCCCUUGAGGUUUCUAAACCAAACCAAGUUGCUCCCAAAUUAGCUAUGUCAACUGUUUCUUCUGUUCAAGUUGCAAACCACAAGAGAGACUGUGAAUGCUUCGGGCACUCCAACCGGUGCAGUUACAUCGAGCUGCUCAAUACGGUCAUUUGCGUGAGCUGUAAGCACAACACUAGAGGUCAGCACUGUGAGUUAUGCAGGCUGGGCUACUUCAGAAAUGCUUCUGCAGAGCUGGACGAUGAAAAUGUGUGCAUAGACUGUUAUUGUAACCCUUUUGGUUCAGUCCAUGAUCGCUGUAAUGACAGAGGAUUUUGUGAGUGUAAGGAGGGAACAUCAGGGCCUAAAUGUGAUAAAUGUCUGCCGGGAUAUUUCUGGCACAGCUUGGGCUGUCAACCAAACGUAUGCGACAAUGAACUACUGCACUGCCAGAACGGAGGAACGUGCAUCAACAACGUGCGGUGCCAGUGCCCUCCGGCUUACACUGGCAUUCUGUGCGAGAAGUUGAAGUGUGAGAGGGAUCCAGGAGGCUGCAGCCAGAACUCAGGCCAGGGGGCAAUGGCACACAGGUCUCUGGUACUGCUGACCGCUCUGCUGGGAGCAGCAGGACUCUGCUCGUGGUAGGCUCCGUGUGCUGGGCGGCGUCACACUCAGACUGCUUGAAAUGAACGUGCCACAUGAAAACGGGAUAGCACCCGAGCGUUUGCUACCGAAAUCUAAAUAGGGAAAAAAAAAAAAAAAAAGAGAGAAAAAAUCACCACAUACAAACUAAGAAGGCCCAACUGAACUAAGCCAUAUCAAUCAGUUAUGGACAGGGCUCUGAGUCAAGACUGUUCACCUCUGACUCGAGACACGUUGGCAGCUGCCUGUUCUGUCAAACCAGUCAAUGCUGGCUGCAAAGCUGACACAGGACUGAAAUAGCUUGGACAGCCCCCAGAAUGGGAAGAGAAUUUAAACAACAUUUGCUACUCCUCUAUGGUGCGCUACUGUACCUCCGCCCGGUGUGUGGACCGACCAAAUAAAGGCAUUCUUUGCUGUCAGUGCAUUGUGGGUAUAAGGAAAUCUGUAAAAGCUGCCAUAUUGGCCUGCUUCAGUCCCCAAAUCCUUCCCAACCUGUGCUUUAGUGAACGUUGCUCUGUAACCCUUGUUGGUUGAAAGAUUUCUUUGUCUGAUGUUAGUGAUGCACAUGUGUAACAGCCCCCUCAAUAAAACUCGAGCCAGUCAUAUCCUUGUAUACCUUAGAAGCACUGCAUCAGUAAGAUGCUGUGCUCACCUACUGUACAAGAGUGGCUAUAGGACAAAAAGUGUAUUUAUCCUUUUGUAUUCAAAUGAAGUUAUUUUUCUUGAAAUAAUGUACAAUGUAGAUUUUUUGUAUUAUUGCCUAUUUGUGUUACCAGACAAUUUAUUAAUGUAUUUAAUUCUAAUCAGAUAAGAGAAAACUAUUACUUUUUAUUUCGUCCUUUUCUUUUUCCUUUCAUUUAAUUGUGCAGAGAUUUCUCUGUAUGGGCAACGUGCUGGCAUCAAAGAAUAUCAGUUUACAUAUAUAACAAGUGUAAUAAGAUUCCACCAAAGGACAUUAUAAAUGUUUUCUUGUUGCUUUAACACUGGAAGAUUUCAAAGAAUAAAAAUUCCUGCAUAAACAGUUCCAGGAUGACGUAUUGCUAUUUCUUAAGGCCUUUUUAGAAAACAAAAAACGAACAAAAUGUUUAUGAUUUUACCACCUAGUAUGUGGAAGAAACCCAGAUUCAAAAGUGGAAAUCACAUCAUAACAAUCUAACCUGGCUUUAUUGUUACUACUGUCAUACUCUUGCAAGCAACUUUAUAUGUAAAGGACAUAAUUUACUUGAGGAAGCUUUCAUCAAAUCCUAAGGUUGAAAAAGGUAUGAAAAGUUGAAUAGCUCUCAUCUUUGUUCCCUCAAUGAAUCACAGACAUUAUUCCAACACCAAAUUACAAGGUAGCAUAGAAGCUAGUCUUUAAUUCACUUUUAGCUAGUCUUUAAUUCGACUAUUUUUGUGGAUUAUGGCAGUAAUGAAGUGGGUAUAACUACAGCUCAUAUUGUUUCUCCAAAAGCUUCAUUAAAAUGAUAUGUUUAUAUAUGUACUAGUCUGCUUAAGAAACUGCAAAAACAGCAGCAAUCACAAAAAAGCAAAGAUUUAACUUUUAAUCAAGUAAAAUUCAAUAUUUAGAAGGAAUGUCAAAAUAUACAGCAGUGAGUAGGUAAAAAGUGCUGCUCCAGCAAAUAAAAUUUAUUUCAAGUAUUGCCCAGGGUGUAAUAAAUUCUUGUUUCUGCCUUUUAUUAGGCCAAUUACUGAGUGUGACAGAAAAGGAGAGCAAGAAUAGAGAGGAAAGCCAAAACCACAGCAGCGUUUCAAAGAGCCGGGGAAAAAAAUAAAAUCAAGAGGUAGCGAGACUGUGUGAAUUCAUUUCCUGGCAAUUUUCAUCAUAAUAUUUAUAAAUAUUUUACCAACAUAAUAGCCUAGUAAGGAAAACAAUAAAUGGUCAAAAGAAGAAAUCCUGAGAGAAAUCCAUUCUACCUGGGUGCCUCUUCCAAAUGGUGAACAGCCCGGGAUUGAGAACACUCCCUUCUCGGGUAACCUCUUUCUGCUGAGGAAACAAGUUUUGCAGGACAGUUCCCAGCCUCCAGAAGCGGGUAGGGAAACCAGGUCUUCCUUUCUAAAAAGAAAUAGGAUUCUAAAAGAAUCCUAUGAAGAGGCUGAUGUCAACAAGCUGGUGCUUCUUCAGGCUGUUGCCUUGACCCUUCAUCAUGUAGAAUGUUUGCUGUUCACUCUGCCACUCUCUUUUGUGGACUACAUAAGAGAAAGCACAGAUAAUUUAAGUGCCUGACUAGAUGCCAGUCGUGGCCUACAUGAGACUGCAGGUAUAUUUUAGAAGCAUGUUCUUGACAAUAAACAGAAAAUUAUAUUGAGCAUACUCAUCAGGAAUAUAAAUGCUAAUACAGGUGGCAUACAGAGUCAGAGAUUACCUAUAAUUAAGUGGAUUUUUGGUAUUAAAAUGUGGAAUUUAAGUUUUCUUAAAGCUUUUUAGCAGAGACCAAUUCAGGUUGUGUAAUUAUUGGAAAAGAUGCGUUUUAAUUGUCAUUAUAAACUCAAGGCUUUGUGAAAGUGCUAAGCAAGCAUGUUAUGCAUAUUUGGUUAGAAGGGAUUCUGCCAGCAGUGCUGAAGUAUAAUGAAUGUAAGGUCACAAUCAAUUCAGCUGCAUUCCAAUUUCAUAUACUUAUGAUCUUCUAAACCAGGGCAGAGUAUAUGGCUUUCCACAUAUUUACCUACUAUUUCAUGCAUUUUAUCCUCCCUCACCUAUUAAUAAAAUUACACUUUUAUACAGGAG